Messenger RNA from Cylicocyclus nassatus, 237 nucleotides. The record is from the annotation of a GenBank genome assembly. NCBI's taxonomy places the organism in Eukaryota, Metazoa, Nematoda, Chromadorea, Rhabditida, Strongylidae.
AUGGACGGCGUGGAUAACAUCAAAAUGGAUUCAAAGAGAAGCAGUUUUCAGUCUGAAAACCAAUUCAUUGAGAAGCCGCUGUACGCAGUGGGAAAAACCCAAGCAUACCUGCUUUCGCUGGUUGCGCCAACUCGUGAGAUCAUCCUGAUCAAGCCUUACAACCAAGUCGUUGAAGAGAGACUACUAGCCGAGAUUCGGAGGACGACGAAGCGCGAUUCCACAGGCAGCUACGAGUAG